AUGAUGGAGUUCUGGCACUGCCACAAACCUGAUGAUCACGAUCAUGAUCAUGAUGGCCAUCAUCACCACCAGGACAAGGCAAACGGCGAUGCUACCACCGGGCAGAAUGCCAAAGCCGACGAUACGAGUCUUGCAGCUCGAGGAUAUGGAGCGAGCUCGGUCAUCUCGGCGCAACAAAGUGUUGGGUUUAUUGAUUUGACAACGCUAUUAUUCAUCGAGCAGGACUGUUCCAACAUCACGUAUUCUCUCUCUACUCCUGAGCAUGGAUCACCAGAUAGGCAAGCUCUUGCUUCAGGCGAAGGUGGUAGUCAGAUCCGAAGCCUCAACGUGUUUUGCUCUUCCUGUCAAGCCCAACUGGGCUUCUACAAUUUCCGGACAGCCGCAGUCACACUCCUCAAGUGGCAGAUCUCCUGCGACUCUGUCUCCAACCUGAGCCCGGGACUAGAAGAGUGUCUCGCCGCGACCCUUAUUUCCACCAUAGCGAGAUCGGGAUCCUCAAAGUCACUGUUGCUUCCCAUUACAGAGACCCUUGCGACCACAGAGGAAGACGGGGUAGGGAAGGACAAAGUUGUCCACAUAUGGGUGCUCAACAGCAGUAUUGUGUAUGCAUCAUCUGCCACCGAGGCCACCGCCACGAGGCCAGGAGCGGGAAGUGGUACUCUGGCCAUCAAGCUGCUUUAUCGGCUGGUUCCCCGAGAGGAGGCCGAUCGUAUGCUGGAUUCGCUCAUUGGCGAUGCCCAGGAGGUGAACCUUCCGGUAAAGGCCAUCAAUGAGGUCUUUCGACAUCUAGACAGGAGCAACUCUCUUCUGCCUACCACUGAACGGGUAUUCAAGGAGUGGAAAGUUGGUUUAUUAAGGAGGUGA
This is a messenger RNA of Sordaria macrospora k-hell, 864 nucleotides long. RefSeq lists its product as uncharacterized. Gene Ontology annotation, biological process: protein monoubiquitination; protein autoubiquitination; proteasome-mediated ubiquitin-dependent protein catabolic process. Gene Ontology annotation, cellular component: nucleus; ubiquitin ligase complex; cytosol. The record is from RefSeq and is a predicted model, not a curated record. NCBI's taxonomy places the organism in Eukaryota, Fungi, Ascomycota, Sordariomycetes, Sordariales, Sordariaceae. Gene Ontology annotation, molecular function: ubiquitin conjugating enzyme binding; ubiquitin protein ligase activity; cyclin binding.